ACUACAUCAUGUUUUUUUUUUGUUUCGCGGGUCGAUAGAUUUCUAAUUAGUUUGUGAUUAUCAAUAAUAUCAAUAAUGUACGCACGGGGUGAAAUGCUGUGGUGUUUUUUAAUAAUAUCAUUUUAGGUGUAUGAUUUAUGUUAAAAAAAAGCACCAUGUAUGAACAAAAUGCCAACAAUUUUUAAGUACUUCAUGGCCAUUUGUUCGUGUCUUGCGUAAACAAUUUCACCGAAAAGGAUUCUUGAAAUUCGAAAGCGUUUCAGUAAAACCCUGGCAGCUGUAGGGGCUGGCCCGUCCGGGUCUGUUGGGAACUCUGCGAUUUUUAGUAGAAUGGGAGCUUAUGAUGACAGUUUGCAAGUAGCCCCUGCUGCACCCAGCCAAACCACCCGCGGAGGUUUGAGAGUGUACAAGAUCGUAGUGCUUGGAGACGGGGGUGUGGGAAAAUCAGCGUUAACGUUACAGUUUGUGAAGCAUAGGUUUUUGGAUUAUCAUGACCCAACUAUAGAGGAUGCGUACCAGCAACAGGCAGUCAUCGACGGCGAAGCUUCGCAGCUGGACAUUCUGGACACCGCCGGCCAGGUGGAGUUCACGGCCAUGAGGGACCAGUACAUGCGGUGUGGAGAGGGCUUCAUGGUCUGCUACUCGGUCACCGACAGGCACAGCUUCCAGGAGGCGGUGGAGUACCGCAAGCUGAUAAACAGAGUGCGGGCGACGGAAGACAUCCCUCUGGUCCUCGUCGGGAACAAGUUUGAUCUGCAGCACCAGAGGAAGGUGUCGGUGGAAGAAGGCCGUGCCUUGGCGUCCCAGUUCGGAUGCCCCUUCUACGAGACGUCGGCUGCGCUGCGCCACUUUGUGGACGACGCGUUCCACACCCUGGUGCGCGAGAUCCGCAAGAAGGAGCGCUCGCGCGGGCAGGCGUCGCGCAAGCCGCACAAGCACAGCCGGUGGCGCAGGCUGCGGUCCAUCUUCGCGGUGGUCUUCAAGCGCCGGCGCCACCACUCGCAGUAGGGCGAGCGCGAGCGGGGGCGGGAGGCAGGUCUCUACGGCACCGCGAAUCCAGCGUCGCUGCCGGGAGUCCCGAGCGCGAGAUGUACUUCGCAACCACUUGUCGUUUGUCCACGGAUGCCCUAACCCACUUCUUUUUUUAAAAAUUCAAACUAGUUUAAACUCGCACAAAUUAUGGUCAGUUGGUCAGGCGGCGUGCAUGUUUCUCCGUGUUGCAUGGUACUGCUGUAAACUCACAGCGUUGCCAAUUUUUGUAAGGGGACGAAGGCUGUUGGAAUGUCAUUCGCACGUACAAAUUGAUUCUGUGCUGAACUGUUGUGGCUGCUGAGUGCGUACUCAACAUCAUUCGUAAGCUCGGCCACUAACGCUGUCUCCGGCGUGACGGACGUGGAAAUGAAUAAUAAUUCGGAUGGAAGGUAUCGGCGAGGCGUCUGUUUAGCAGGAUAAUCCCACAACCAAAGAUAGUUAGGGUCUGAAUACGACCGUGAGCUUGAUAGUAUGAUUAGUUGGGUCUGGGUACAAAUCGCACCUUGAAACAAACUCUGUUGUUUAUGAUCUCGGAGUCACCUUGGUGUGGAUUACGGACUUUGAAUAAGGUGCUAGUUUAUGUGAGACAUCCGUUAGAUGUGGAAUGUUUUGAAUUCUUGUUUUGAAACUUAGUUGAAUAAUGAUUAAAGCAUGUGAAAUUACUUAAUAAUAUGUUGUAGUUAAUGAAUUCCUCAUUUGAGUACUAACUUUGCAUGCCCGGGGAAAAAUUAAACCUUACACAGAAAAGCGAGGUGGGAAGCAAGUGUGUAUGGCCAGCAGUGUUUUAGCUUAAUUAACAGCCCGAAUUGCUCUGAUUAUUAAGGUGCCACAGAUGGAAUCCCUCCAACCCUUAAAGUCAACAGUAUCAAUGUUUGCAGGCAUGCAGUGGUACGAACUAGCUGUAUUCAAAGGCUCUACUCUUUAGAAUAAUAAAUCACUGUACAUUUGAGGGUAAUAGCUAUUUAAUGUUAACAAAUUCAUGUGUUUCUUCCUUGCCUUUGGAUAUUCUACUUAAAAAAAAAAAACUACCCCUUACUUGCACUGCUAAGUGAUGAAUUUUAACAUCAACUACCUACUCAAAGUGCUUUCCUGUGGAUAUUUGUCAAGUGAAUCUUCUAUUUAUCUCGUAAGACUAGGGAGAGCAUAGUCAAUCCUGAAUUUCGCGAAGGGAAUUAAUUGUAUUUAAUGGUAUUUCAAACCAAUUUCUCUGUGAAAAACCAGUAGUACAAAUAGAUCCCUUAUCAUAUCUAAGGAACUGUAAACUGUAGUGUGUAUAUUAUUUAGUACAAUAAUAGAGAGCUAAAAAAAAGGAGUAUCUGUGACCACAGUUUCACAGUUUUUGUUUACAACUGCCUAUUAUCCUUUUUAAAUACAAUUACUUUUUCCUAGAGUGGAUUUUUACCUAGUACUUUAAAUAUUCAUGGUUGUUGAGUUAAUUGAUAUGCAGAUAGCCAGGUUUGGUCCCAAAUUAAUGGACAGUGGAAGUCCAUUGUAAUGAUGGUUGAUAACAGAGACAAAUAUUAUCAUUAUAACAAACUAUCAUUGUUUUAUUACAUAAAAAUCAUGAGAGAAAAAAAUACCUCCUACUUGUUUUAAUUUUUUUUUAAGUUGUAAAUCAGUAGAAAUAUUGAAACUUAGGCCUCCAUAAGUUUCUUAAGAAUCAUCCUCUGUUAUGGGAGAAAUUGAUCCCAAAAUAAUGACGUACUCUACUCAUUGAGAUAAAGGAAAUGGUCUAUAAGCCGGAUGGCUGUUCAACAGACCACUCACAUGCAGUUGUUUGCAAGGUCAACUACAGCGUAAUGUUGUGGACCAUUGCAACUUUUGAAUUUCUAUACUUUUUUAAUCAUACGCUGACUUUUAAUACUUCAAAAUUGUUCUGAUUGCGUAAGUAGUAAAACCGUUACUCCAUGCAGAAUUUACGAGCAUUUAAAGUUGCCGUACAUAUGAAUAAAAUAUCAAACAGAACUGGGUUCUUGAACAAAUCUCGUCUGGCGUACCCAACUCUCGGUAGUUGUUUUGCAUUUGUGCUUUUGUGCUUGUUCUGGGGCCUGUAGCUGCUCAUCAACAAUGCCUCAAAGCAAUCCUCGUCGAUAAUACAAAUUGUUAGUCACAUUUAGGUUUAUUUGAUGAAAUAACAUAAAUAAAUAGAAAAAGUCUCUUUGGGAAAAUUAUCUUUUCAUUGUGAGGGCUCAUAAAGCUAUUUCUAUAGUGAAUUUUUGGCCAAAAUACAUUUGUUAAAGGCUCUGCCUUGCAUGCCAUUUUGGUUGUUUCGCUCAUAAUUAUAUCUUUUGCGGCAGUUUACAUCUCGCAAAUAACUUUCGGCGAAUAUCUGCGACAAAGCUUGGACCAAACAUGAAAUGCAAAAAAAGUUAUAGCCUGUAGAGAUUAAAACUUCAGGAAUAGGUAGCCCUUAAAUAGGAGUAAUGUCAUAAAAAUUAAUAACCAACACAGUGUAUGAAAAAGAAAGUCUUAAACAAACUAUUGUUCCCAUACAAAGCACAGUCAGAAUGAUGAUGCGGGAAAUAGUUAUCAUUACAAUGGAAUUAUUGUUAUAUUCCAUUCUUGAAAUAUUUGGCUUCCACUGUAUAUUGUUAUACUUAAUUUACUCCUUGUUUUUUCUUUCAUAUUCUAUUAAAAAAAUAUUAUUGAUUAUGUACAUGAUUUUUUUUAUUUCCAAAAAGUGUGUGUGUGUAAGAUUAUAAUAAAUUUCCUCCCGUGUUAUAACUGUGAAAAGACCCAUGCUAAUAUAGUGUACAAUAUUUUGUUCUCUGUUAUAAAUAAUUUUUUUUUUAUUAUUAUUUUACCUCAAGUAAGUAUUUUUUUAAAUUAUUUAACUGACCUUGCAAAACAGAGGGUUUCAUGUACAUCACUUUUAUUUGUUAGUUUUUCAAACUUCUGAACAUUAUUUGUUUUAGUUGCUAGUGUGUAAUGCUUAUCACUUCUGAGGGCUUUAGAAUAAGUUUGUAAGCGCGUGUGACAAAACGCAUGUGAAAUCUUCUAAUUGACAAGUGUUCUUAUUUUCAUUCUUUUUGAAAUCGCAUGUCUGUCCAUGCGGUUUUACACGAGGAGCCUAGUUCAUAAUGAAGUACGUACUUGUAGCUGCCGCAAAGAAGUACGUACAUUGUAUGUGAUCAAAUUACAGUAGUGCAGAGAAUUUUAAUUCAGUUCUUAGAAAUGUCUGCUUUUUUUUUUUUGCAAGUUCAUGCACCAAGUUUGUAUUUGUGCUCAGUAACAAAGUGGGUCCAAAAAUUAUUGUUGUGUGCGUGUGUGCGUAUGUGUGUGUACUGCCUGUUGCGAGGGGAGCAUUUGGCUGUAGAAUUGCUCGGUUGAGACCGCAUGAAAAAGUAAUAAAUUCUACACGUCCACAGGUUAAAAACGUUGUGGUAGAUAAUUAUUUUUUUGAAGUGCCAAGCAAUAGUACUUUGUUUUUGCUUGUAACGUUUAGGGGCAAGAUUUUAUGGUAAAUGGCGAUAAAACUGAAAUAACUGUGAAAAUCAUGUCAAUCAAUCCACCAUGUAUCACCGAAAUGUAACUUAAUACACCAGAAAUCUCCAAAAUGCAACCAAAAACAUUUUUUUAAAUAAAAAAAAACAAUAAUUCAAAAUACAGUAACAAAUCUUUUAAUGAAUUAAAGUCAAUGAAUUUAAUUGAUGUAGUAUGAAAUUCGUAGCAAAGUAAUGUAUACCUAUAUUAAAUUUAUUGUAAAAUUUUAUAUUUUAUUUGCAGCUGUAUAACUCAUUUUAACAUUGAACGUUGGUACAUUUUUCGAAGAGACUAAUAUUUUCCAUUUUUUUUUAUUGUUACAAUUAGAUAUGCUUAUUACAAAUUAUUAUAUGGUAACUAACGUAAAAGUGUAUCAUGCAUCAGUCACUGUUUAGCGAAAUAAGUAUCAAGAAUCAUUUAAGUAUCCUAUUUGUGGAAUAGUAUGCAGUUUUUUUAAUAAUCAGGAUUAGUAAAAAAAAUAUAUAUAUCUCCUGUCUUGAAACAAAAUAGGCCUAAAAAUAAAACCAUAAAAACUUGUCUCUAAUAACGUUACUUCAAUUUAUUCCUAUUUCAAUUUGAUUAAUCAUAUGAAUUUGUUAAAUAAUUUAUGGAUGUUUAUGAAUAUGUAUAUAUUCAGGUAUAAAUUAAUUUGCAUUAUCUUAUUAAUGAAGCCUGUAACUAAGUACAAUAAAGAUUGUGGAAAAUUAUCACAUCUAGGCUACUUGCUAUUGCCAUAAAAAUACGUAGGUUGAAGAAUGAAUUUGUAUUUACAAAGUUUCAUUUUUUGCAUUUAUUUCUGGCCAAGAUCUUCACUCGCAACUUAUUAAUUAUGUUCAUGGAGACACAAUAUUUUACCAAAGUAGUGAUGUUUUGUGUAAAUAGUUGUUGAACCUAUUUCUUUUUAAUUAUGUGUACAUAGUAUUUAAAUUAUAUUUUUUUUGCUGUUUCUUGAGAUUUAUAUUUUUUCUGUAUCUUUUCAAGCAUGGUUGUUGUGUUUGUUUAGUUGUGGCACCGAGUUUAUUUUUUCUUUUUUUUCAGCUGUGAGGUUUCGUGUUAGAUUUGUAUUUAACCAGAGUGUAAGUAUUUUGCAUUAUUGAAAAUGGCAUUUACUACUCUACGAUGUUCAUAUUAUAACACGGACCCCAUAUUACACCUUCCUAUACUGAGCCUUUCUUUUUUUUUAAUUAUGAAUUAUGAUGCUAGUCCAAUGUAAUAUUAUUCAGUCAGCUAUCUAAGAAACUACAAAUAAGUCUAGUCUGUUACCUUUCUUUUUACUUUUUUGUUGACAAAUUAAAGCUAUUUCAACUAAUGAUGAAAAAAGUUUUGGAUUGAUACCCAAAAUGUGCCAAUCCUGAUUACGUUCUUGGGUCUCAUUUUUUGGGUUUGGAUUCUGAUCGUAUCGAAUUACAUAUGCUGAAAAAAAAAAUGUAUCUUGCAUGUUUUUAUAAUACUGUUUUUGUACAAGCUCGGUGUCAUACUUAGAUGUUUCUUCUGCAUUUUAUAUACAUACAGUAAUUGUGGCACUUGUGUGCCAGUGUAUUGGAAUGUACAUUGGCUAUUAGCUGGCUAGGCGAAAUGCCAUACAUUGUGUUGUGUUAUGAAAAAUAAGUAUUAAUGAAAAAAGUUCAUAAUUCCCCCCCCCCCCCCCCCCCCUCCCUAUUUAUAUCCUUUAAAAACAAAAUUACAGUAAAAUAAUACAAAAUAAUUUGUACUUUUGGUACCUUUAAUGACGUGAAACAGAAUUCUUACCAUCACUUUUAGUAGCUGAAUUUCAGAUCUUUUAGUUGCUCAGGUUUAGAUAAUGUGAAUUUUUUUUUCCUGUCAACUUUGGUUUGCUAUAAACUAGAUGAUUGGUGGGUUUUUGGAACAAUUCUGGUUCACGUAUUUUGUAACUCUGAAUCAUUUAGUGACCAAGUCAAACAUCUGCUUUAAGAGUCCCAGAUUAAAUGAGUGCAGUUAUAUUACGUGUGCAUUCUUAAGAGACUAUUGAGCAGUCCAGAAAAUUUUAUGAAUAUACAGUAGACCUUCAGUAAUUCAGCACGUUCGGGACUUUGCAAAUGCUGGAUUAUCAGGUAGCUCUCCCACGAUUGCUAAACGCUACAUUGUAGAGAAAAUACAUUUGUAAAGCGGUGUUUGACAGUAAAUUUUGUUUAGCAGGAGCACUGCUGAACUAUGGAACACAUUAAAAAAUGUUUGCUGUCAAUGACUGCAUAGUUCUGCUGAAGAAACACUUAUUACGCCAAUCACUUCUGAGUAAUCUCUAACAGCGUCGAACGCUGCCAUUACAUGCUUGCUGUAAAAUCAUUUUCAACCUUUACUAAAAAUUAUUGGUUUUUAGUAUAAGUUUUCUUAGUUGACUUCAUUUUAAACACUUAUGUGUAAAUCCAAGGUUUUGUGGUUCUAUAUUUUAAAUAUUUUGACCAAUUUUGCAAAAAGAUAUUUUUAUAUUUAUAUUGUGCACAAACAUUCAAAAAUUUCUCGAACUGUGGCAUGUAUUUAUUACAUUUUAUAUAUCAAAACAGAAAGCCAUGUUAUUGAAACCUUUCGCCUUAUAUCUUUAUUAGCAUUAAAAAAACAAAAAAAAAAGUUGAUGUGUGGUUUCAGUAAAUUCAAAUGUAACUUCUUUUGCUGUCUUAUUCUUCAUAUUAAAAAAAAAACUUUUCAAAAUUAAUAUGCCAUGUUGAAUGUUCAAUUUCCUUAAACAUCUUGAGUUUUUUUUUUUUUUUGUUUGCCUUUAGCCACAUCUGUAUAACAUCAGAUAUUAACAGCUUUUCAGUGUUAUGUUGGCUUUAUGGUUAUUCAGUAUAUGCCAUGUAAUCUUGUAUACUAAUGUAAAGUGUCAUAAAAUCAUUUUUGUCGUGUCCUUCCCAAACCACACUGGACUACCAAAAAUUACCCAAAUCUUCGUAACAUCUGGAUAUAUAAAGCCAGCUGCAAGUGCCAUACUGAAACUUGAGACUGAUGGAAAAUAUGUUUUAAGCACAAGGUACGUUUUGUCAGUUCAAAAUGAAUCAUUUGUAAUAAUAUUGCUGAUUUGUAUGUGCAUGUGCGUGGUUGUUCACAUGUUAACAGUGAUUCUUUUAUGUUAGUUGGAUUAGUGAUAUUUUUCUAACAUUAUCAGAUUGUGUGCUCUUACUUUGUAUGUUAUCUUCUUUUGAAUAAAGAGUGUUUUAUGAUAAAAAGUUAAAAA
Messenger RNA from Bacillus rossius redtenbacheri, 7705 nucleotides. It is a transcript of the gene Ric, whose product is annotated as GTP-binding protein Rit2. Gene Ontology annotation, biological process: Ras protein signal transduction. The transcript is spliced from 5 exons. Lineage: Eukaryota; Metazoa; Arthropoda; Insecta; Phasmatodea; Bacillidae. Gene Ontology annotation, molecular function: GTP binding; calmodulin binding; GTPase activity. Gene Ontology annotation, cellular component: plasma membrane. The record is from RefSeq and is a predicted model, not a curated record. Bases 331 to 1008 code for a protein of 225 amino acids.